GUUUCAGAGAAAAACUUUAGACGAAGAAAAGCUAGAAAGUCUACUGAUUUCCAUAAAAUGGUGUUGUAAAAUACUCAUAACUUGUUUGACGAUAUGCGGAAAGCUGGAGUUCAACUUGGAGCGUGUACUUUGGAGCCCCAAUCAGAUAUCGGAAAGGUAUAAAUAAACAGGUCGUACAGGAUCAGACAUUCUCACGUCUGGCUGACUCCGUCACUAUGUGGAUACUCGUCGCCUCUCUGAUAUUAGGCCUUCAGACUGUGUCUGGCCAGAGCACUAUAAGAUGGUGCGCAAUAUCCGCUCAAGAGAUGACCAAAUGUAACGCCAUGGCGCAGGCCUUCAGCAGUGCGGCCAUCCGUCCGAUUAUCCAAUGCGUCAGCGACGUGUCUGUGGAAGGAUGCGCGCAGAAGAUCGGGAAAAACCAAGUAGAUGCCUUUUCAAUGAGCGCUAAGGAUAUCUACAAACUGGGGGAAGAAACUAACUUCAAAAUAGCUGCAGGAGAGACUUCUGCUGAUGGAGAGGGCACCACCUACUAUGCGGUUGCCGUGGUGAAGAAGGUGAAGCCGGACAUCAACAUCAACACACUGAAGGGCAGGAAGACAUGUCACACAGGGAAGGGACGUACUGCCGGCUGGAACAUGCCUCUGGGAUACCUCAUCGACCAGAGCAAGAUGUCUGUCAUGGGCUGUAACAUCCCACAAGGAGUGGCUGAUUUCUUUAAUGCCAGCUGUAUCCCUGGGUCACAGGGAGACCCUCCCUCCCUUUGCCAGCUGUGUAAAGGCAACAUCAAUGGACAGUUUGUUUGUGACAACACUGACAAGGAGAGAUACUACGCUUACAACGGGGCCUUCAGGUGUUUGGCUGAAGAUGCAGGAGAGGUGGCAUUUAUAAAGCACACCACAGUUAUGGAGAACACAGACGGAAACGGUGACCCUGCCUGGACCGCUGGGCUGAAGUCUGCAGACUACGAGCUGUUGUGUAGAGACGGAACCAGGGCCCCUGUGAGAGAACACCGCCGGUGCCAUCUGGUCAGGGUGCCAGCCAGGGGCAUCGUGGUUAAAUCUGACAUCAGUGGCACUGUGGUCUAUAACAUGUUGACAGAAGGACUGACAAAGUCAGGUUUCCCCAUCUUUCAGUCGGGCGAGUUAGGCAGCAAUUUGCUGUUCAGUGUUUCGUCCACAGAGUUCCUGCGGCCGGAGUGUAUGAUGAUCCUAAGGCGUGGAUGGGCUCCAUCUACUACAACACUCUCAAAGCCAUGGACUGCAUCCCAGCAGAGCUGCCCCAGUCCCUGCGUUGGUGUGUGUUGUCCAGCGAUGAGCAGCAGAAGUGUACAGACAUGGCCGAGGCCUUCAGUGCCAAGUCUCUGGUCCCAAUAUCCAAAUGAUGGGAUCUUCAGUGGGCGACUGCAUGAAGAAGAUCCCGA
This is a messenger RNA of Oncorhynchus gorbuscha (pink salmon), 1420 nucleotides long. RefSeq names its product melanotransferrin-like. The record is from RefSeq and is a predicted model, not a curated record. Gene Ontology annotation, biological process: iron ion transport. The annotation marks the transcript as partial. Gene Ontology annotation, cellular component: early endosome; recycling endosome; extracellular region. NCBI's taxonomy places the organism in Eukaryota, Metazoa, Chordata, Actinopteri, Salmoniformes, Salmonidae. The transcript has 9 exons.